CACCUAAAGUAAUUGGGAUUUUGCUGGGUACUUUAACAAGCUUUGACAAUUUGCUGUCAGUCAUUAGGAGCGUAAUUCUAAUCUGUAUCCUGUUUUUCAGAAAUCUGAUCUAGAUGAUCUUAUUAAAUCUAAAAUGGUGACGGUGAUGUCAGUAGUGGGGCAUUGUAGAAACCACAGCUUGUUGGUCCUGCAGUUUGAAAUACAGCCCUAAUUAGGUCAGGGUGACAAGAACAGAUUUAGCUAAAUAGGGAAAUAUAGGACCACUCAAGAGCAUAGUGUCUUUUACAAGACCCCAAAGGAGCAAUGUUCACAACAGCAUUCAUUUCAGGACUGAAACAUUUUAGACAAGAAGAAUGGGAAGUAAGUGGGAACAUGUACGGGCCCAAGUCAAGGCUCUUAAAGCUUUAACAAGUUACACCAGUCAGGAAGCGAAAGAUAUUUUGCAGAAGUUCUGUCAAUUCUAUUUUAACCACAGUACGGAUAAGGAACGGGAAAAUAUUGCAGACCUGUUAGCUAAAGAAGGUGCAGCAGAACUGCUUUCAAACAUCAUAAUUGGCUUCAGCAAUGAUGGAUUUUUCAAAUCAAAUGCUGUCUGGUUCCCAGCAUACUAUGCACUCAAUACUGUGUGGAACUUUACAGAUGCAAGUCUGAAUUUUGGCAAAGCUGUUGGUAAUACUGAGCUUAUUAAAUACCUGAUAGGAAUUCUGAAUCAUGAACCAUACAGAGAGAAGCAAGACCAAAAGAAUGUUUAUUAUCUGCUAAAAGCUUCACUGGGUAUACUCCACAAUGUUGCAAAAGUACCUGAGAACAGAUCACAGUUUCGGCAGAAUAAUGGAGUUAAUAGUAUCUCCCUUUACACAAAGAAUGAAGAUGAGUUGCUCAAAGUUGUAUCCAUUCUGGUCCUGGGAUACAUUAUUGAUGAGAAUGAAUCUGAACUUAUAAUGGAUGAGUCAGGUGCAAUAGAAAUUUUAGUCAAGCUUUUACAAGGUGCUUUGGCUGCAGAGAAUGGACGCUGCCAUGGCUAUCGAGCAGAUGAGAUUGCAGAAGGCUUGGCCCUCAUUGCCACAUGUGAAAAGAACAAGACAGAGAUAUAUGAAGCAGAAGCAGUUCCUGAACUGAUGCAAAUGAUGGAAUCAGGGAGCAACUCAGACAAAAUCUGUGCUUUAAAGGUCAUCUGGCAACUUGCAUUUGAUGAAAGUAUCAGGUCUGAGCUUAUUGAAGAUGAAAACUUGAUGGCACUGAUUGAAAAAUUAUCAAAAAGUAAGAAUCAAGAAAUAGCAAACACAGCUCAAGGAGCAAGAUGGGUUAUUGAGAAAAGAGCAGAACAAAAGGUUAAUAACAAACCAGAAACAGAAUCAAAAACAGCAGGCCAUGUGAUGAUCAGCUACAACUGGGACAACCAGAAGACAAUGAUAAAUGUCAAAAACAAGCUACAGAGUGCAGGGUUCAAAAUCUGGAUGGAUGUCGAAGACAUGGCUGGAUCUACCUUACAGGCUAUGGCUGAAGCUGUGGAACAAGCCACUGUUGUUGUUAUUGGCAUCUCAGCAAAGUACAAGGAAAGUCCGAACUGUAGGACAGAAGCAGAGUAUAGUUUCCAGCUCCAAAAGAAAAUUUUGCCUCUUAUGAUGGAAAAGAAUUAUAAACCUGAUGGAUGGCUAGGAGCAAUUCUUGGCGCAAAGCUAUGGAUUGACUUUACAAGCAAACAAAGUUUUGAGGACAGUAUAAACCACCUGAUUAAAGAGCUUGGGAGUGUCAUAAAGCCAGCUCAAGCUGGAAGUGAUGGACCAAUAACAGCUUCAACACAUGUCCCUCUGAGUAGCAAAAUAAGUAAAUCUGUGGUACAGCAGUGGACGAAAGAGGAGGUCAAGAACUGGCUAAUGGAAAAUAAACUUGAAGCUGUUGUUAAUAUCUUUGCUGACUAUGAUGGGCAGUUGCUUUGCAGCUUACAUCAUCUACGAACUGAGGCACCAGAUUUUUUCUUUAACUGCCUUAAAAGGGAGAUGGGUUUUAACUCAAUGACUGAUAUCUUACACUUCAUCUAUGCAAUGGAAAAACUGAGUCUUUAGCCUGAGGAAGAUGUAUCGUUUUACAGUCUGAUUUGAGAGUUUUUCUAUUAAUAAUAUAUGACAAAGACUUAUAGGUUAUUAUGACACAAUGAAGUUAAACCUCAAGAAGACUAAUGUGUAAUAUCCAAGUGCAUGUUGUGUCAUAUUUAUGUAAGUUCCUGCUGAUAUGAAAAAAAAUAAAUAUUUCUCAUUAAAUAAUAGCAAAACCAGACUCAUGCAAGCAAAAUUAUGAUUGUGAACAUAAUUUGUGCAUUCCUAUUGCAGCUUGUGAAUUCUGAUUCAUAUUAUUUCUCUUUUGUAUAGUUAGAAUAAAAGUCAUUUGGCAUGAA
Protopterus annectens (West African lungfish) is the source of this 2395-nucleotide messenger RNA. RefSeq lists its product as uncharacterized. The coding region runs from base 354 to 2066 and encodes 570 amino acids. NCBI's taxonomy places the organism in Eukaryota, Metazoa, Chordata, Ceratodontiformes, Protopteridae. The record is from RefSeq and is a predicted model, not a curated record. Gene Ontology annotation, biological process: signal transduction. The transcript has 14 exons.